UUUUAAUGCACCAACCCUCCCUUUCUCUGCUCAGUAAGGACCAGUCCAAAGGCAGUUCCUGCUUAGGUAAUUUGCUUAAUUGGUCUCAAAUGCUGCUGCAGUAUGGCAGGAACACCUGCAGCCUCCCCAGCCUGGGUUUGAGCCUAUUGCUGUUUCCAGCUAAUUCUAAACACUAAGUCUUCAAUACUGUUGGUUUCAUUGAAGUAACCCACUUCUGUUUUAUUCACCCCUUUAAAUCAGCUUUAUAAUUAAACCCACUUAAACUGUUUACUUAACAGCAGGUUGUUAAUGCAGUUAACUCUUGCUUCAAGAACUUCAGAAGCUGUAAGGGUUUUUCUCUUUGUAGCAAUAUGCUGUGUUAGCAAGGGAAAAUCAAAGAACACCCACUGCUAUUGAGAAAUUUAAUGUUGUAUUAAUAGCAUUUAUUCCCCUGUGUUAACGCAAAGAAGUUUUCUGUAUUACUUAGUAUUACAGAAGUGGAUGGUCUGGUUGACAUUUGGGAAAAAAGAAAAAAUCAAGAGUGUAAACACUCCUGAUUCACAGUUCCACCUUUUGGGAUGUGUUCCAGCACUGCAGUGUUUUGUGAGCUAAUAGUUCAAAACUCGAGGGAGAGAAGUGUUUAAGAAGUAAUAUUUUAUUCUUGCAGUGAAAAAAUGACUUCUUCAUACCAAAUCCGUGUUACUGUAAAUUUUGAAAAAUCACCUGUGAUUAUUUAUUUUGAGAGAGGGGAGUUCAUUGGAAGAAGGCUUUAAAAGCAAAAUAGUGCUUGGGAGGAGAGAGAGGAAGAAUACUUUCACAUAUUAAAGUAACUUCAAAAGUGAUUUCUAUUUUAUUUCUCCCCAAAUAUAUGAGCAGGUUCUGAUGUUCUUUACUCAGUAUUUCUGCAUAGCAGGAUCCCCUGUGCAGCAGGAAUUCAGGCUCACUUGGAGAAGUAACUUUGCUUGGGUUUUGGAAAAGGAUUCCUAAUAUUAGAAUCCAAAAGAUUUGUACAAAAUGCAGUUGCAUUUUCCAUUCAGGCUCAAUGUGAGAAGCUGAAAAAUAGGGAGGAAAUCUGCAUUUAUCAGUGAAGUGUAGGUGGCACAGAAUGUCUGCUGUUGAUUUUGAGAAGCCUGUGAGUUUUUUGAGCUGAAGUGUUUGAUGACUUAAGACAGAACUAUUGCUUUGUAUUCUGAGUCAGGAGGCCAAGCAGGUAAAGGGGGAGUGAGAAGUGGUGGGAGGUGAGGGGAAGCAGAGAAUCUCUCACAUAUCAUAACUCUUCUUUUUUAAAAUAAACUGUCUUUAAAGUGACCUUACAAUCUAAGAAGCUAAUAAACUCAGAAACAUUUAAAUCCCACGGGUCACCCAUUAUUUAUUACCAAAUUGUAUCUUCUCUGUGAUUAAAAAUCAUAAAGUUACAUUAAAUGUGUAUUUAAAGACACUUACUUGGAAAUUGUUUACUGCAUGCAUGAAAUGAUACUUGGUACAGCUUUCAGUAUGCACACUUAGCUAAACUUCAAACAAAUAUCAUGUAAGAGCUUAAGAAAGCCUGUUUGUAUAAUCUGUAAUUUUAAUUUGUUAAUUCCAUGUAUUUAACUGCAUUUUUUCACUAUUUUUGUCUUACCUUCACCUCUUUUUUUUUUUCUGUGUCAUUCUCCUCUUUUACUUCAUCUGAAUCCCUGAUUUUAUUUUAUUUUACCAUCUUCCCAUCUUGCUGUUUGUCCAACAGAACAACAAAACCUGCUCCUCAUCUCGAUGGUGUCCACGUUGUCUUUGGACUGGUUAUUUCUGGGUUUGAAGUCAUAGAACAAAUAGAAAACCUCAAAACUGAUACUGCAAGCAGGCCCUACGCAGACGUCCGAGUUAUUGACUGUGGGGUGCUGGUUACCAGAUCAGCUAAGGAUGCUUUGGAGAAGAAGAAGAAAGUCUGUUCUGACUCAGAAGCCUCUGAGUCCUCCUCCAGUGCAUCCAGCUCUUCAGUAUCCUCAUCUGAGAGUGAGGCUGAGAAUGAAAGGAGCAGGAGGAGAAAGCGGAAAAGAAGAGCUAAAACCAAACAGUCCAGGAAACGAAGGAAGGAGGAGAGGAAGAAAGAGGAUCCAAGGUGCAAGCGAACCUCAAGCCAAAGACGCAGCCUUUCUGACAAGAGCGAUGUCACAGACAAAGUCGACCUUAGCACAAAGAGGGACAAGCCCGUGGUACGUCCUGAAGAAAUCCCCCCAGUGCCUGAAAAUAGAUUUUUGCUCAGAAGAGAUGUGCCUGUUGUCAAUGUAGAGCCUGAACCGAAGCUUCUUGAUGCUGCGCCAGUUCUGACUGACCAGAAACCAUCAGUCUCUAAAUCUGGACGAAAAAUUAAAGGAAGAGGCACAAUACGCUAUCACACCCCACCGCGAUCCCGCUCCUGCUCCGAGUCCGACGAUGAGGAGAGCAGCGAGACCCCUCCGCACUGGAAGGAGGAGAUGCAGAGACUGCGCACGUACCGAGCGCCCAGCGGGGAGAAGUGGAGCAAAGGGGACAAGUUGAGUGAUCCCUGUACAAGCAGAUGGGAUGAGAGAAGUGCAUCCCGGAGAUCCAGGUCUUGGUCACAUAACGGUUAUGCUGAUCUGAGCACUGUGAGAUACUCCAGUCAUCACAAGAAGCACAGGAAAGAGAAGAAGAAGGUGAAGCAUAAAAAGAAAUCUAAAAAGCAGAAGCAUUUCAAAAAGCACAAGCAAACGAAGAAAAAGAAAACGUCCGCCUCUUCAGAUGUAGAAUCCUCUCAUUCCUUCCACAGGAGGACAAAAUCAUCUUGUGAUCGUGAGAGGAAAUCCCGUUCUUCCUCAUUGUCUUCCAGACGUUCAUCCAGGAGAGACUGGUCUAAAUCUGAUAAGGAAGACCAGACCUCGUCGUCUUUAUCAAGCAGAGGGUCUCGCUCGUACUACAGGUCCAGAUCCAGGUCAAGAUCUAAAUCAAGAUCUUACUCCAGAAGAAGUUCUAGAUCAAGAUCAGCCUCUAAAUCAUUGCGUUCUCGAAGUAGAUCACGGUCAAGUUCUAAUCCCAGGCAGCAAAAAACUGUUCCCAAUUCUCCACGAACUGUUUCAGCACGGUUAAAUGACACUAAGUUGACCAAGACUGCUGAGCCUGUCCGAGCAGUGAUACUGCCCAGUGACAAAGUUAUUGUGCCACCAGUUGUCCCAGAAAACCUCCCUGUGAUACCCUUAAGUGACAGUCCCCCACCUUCGAGGUGGAAACCUGGGCAGAAACCUUGGAAGCCAUCAUAUGAGCGAAUUCAGGAGAUGAAAGCUAAAACAACACACUUAAUUCCCACCCAAACUAAUUACAGUUUAGUGGUCGUCAAGGAGGCCAACACUUCUUCUUCCUAUCGCAAGCAGGAGAGGAGCUCUGAGAGCGAUCGGAGCGGUUAUUCCAAAGGCCGCAGUGACAGGAGCUCGGAGAGCUGGCCGAGGUCAAGGAGCAGGUCCUCUCGGAGCCGGUCAUACUCAAGAUCUUACACAAGGUCUAGAAGUCCAUCGAGCUCUAGGACAAAAUCUCCUUCUUCUGGCAGGUCACCGUCCCCGAGUAAAUACCGCAGUGACAGGUCAGGGUACAGCGAGUCCACGUCCGACUAUUCCCUCAGCGAUGAGGACAGGCAUAGGAACAAAAGGAAAUCCACAGCCAGCGAUCCCAAAGCUCGGGGCCUCAAACUGAGGCAGGAAACGAGCUCUGAAAGCACUUUGCCUUACAAGCAUCCAAAGGACUACGACGAGUCUUCCCAAGGAUUGAAGGAGAGUGACAGUUUGUCAUCCUCAGACUUCUCCUCCGACAGCGAACGCUCUGCCAAAGCCAAAGCGGCCCAAGAAAAAGAAGGCCGUUUUCCAUUAGAAGGGGAUGCUGAGAAACAAGAUAAAAAUAGCUUAAGUUCUGAGAGAGGGGAGGAAAAAGCCAAGAGUGAGCGGGUUUCUGAUCACUCUAAAAAGAAAGCAGCCAAGGAGAAAUGCUCGGAGCAACCCAGAGGUGGUGCAAAAACAAAACGCAAAUCCUACUCAGGUAGCAAAUGGGACUCAGAGUCAAAUUCCGAAAGAGGAGAGGCAAGGCAUAAUAGGGGGGAUUCCAGACCCUCCUCUGGUAAAGAAGAAGGAGAGGCCACCUCAGGAUCUGACACAGAGCUUAGUGUUACCAAAAGGAUAAAAAAACAAUCCAAUUCCUCAGAGGGCUUUUUGGGUUCUGACUGUGCGUGGAAGACAAGCAAACAGUUGUCGUCUUCUGAAUCCGAGAGUUCUUGUUCCAGCUCAGCAGACACUCGAGGCAAGUCAAAAAAACACAAACAUGGCUUGAAAAAGACCCCUAAAAAAUCACAUUCCAAAAAAGCCAAAGAAAAAUCGAAAGGCAAAAAGGAGAAAAAACACAAAGUCCAGAAAAGAAAAGAAAUGUUUCAUUGGCAGCCCCCGCUUGAGUUCGGGGAAGAAGAGGACGAUGAGAUAAGUGAAAAGCCGGUUACCAAGGAUGAUAAAAAAGAAAAGCAGCUUAGCAGGGACAUAAAGGAUAAAAAACAAGUUUAUGAAAAGGAUGAAAUAGUCGCAGAUAAAAUGGGAAAUGGUGAAAAGUCAUGUGUGAAUGAAAACCUUUUAGAUAAAAACACCACGUGUGGGGCCUCGCCAGAUCGCAGCAACCUUAAUAAAGAGCCCAUUGAAACGAGCACUUCAGCUGGUAUGUUAAACUCAGGAAUAAACGUGGCUGCCUGCAAGAGUGAGAUUAAACAAGCUGAAGAAAAUAAUCAGAAUGGGCUGGAAGAUGUUAUUCAGACAGAUGACAACAUGGAGAUUUGUACUCCGGAUCGUAACUCGCCAGGGAAGGUGGAUGUGGACGUUUUGUCUCCUGUCAUUCUCACUGCUAAACCUUUAAGUGCUGGUAUAAAAAAGGAGUUACAGGUUGAGACCCCUGAGAAAGAUCCUGUCAAACUGGGAAACAACAUUAGAGACUUUAUUAAUAUUAAAGAAGAAAAAGAAACGGGAAGGCAAGAAGAUAACUCUGUCCCUGUGUCUGGUGCUAAAGACUGUAGUUUAAAAAGUGAAAUUACUGAAAAUACACAAAGCAAUAUGAUAGACAAUAAAUGGAAGCCUUUGCAAGGUGUUGGUAACUUACAACCAGCAACAAUUAGUAUGACCACAGAGGUUAAAAGUGUAGCAUCAGCACCAGAGCCUAAACCAGCAGGUUUAAGAAUUGAAAUAAAAGCAAAGAAUAAAGUAAGGCCUGGGUCCCUUUUUGAUGAAGUGAGGAAAACAGCCCGGCUAAAUCGGCGGCCAAGGAACCAGGAAAGUUCCAGUGAGGAGGAAUCUCCAAGCAGAGAUGACAACAGCGCUUCCAGGAGUCUCAGCAGGUCACGAAGUAAAUCUGAGUCUAAAUCCAGACACAGAACAAGGUCCAUAUCCUACAGUCACUCAAGAAGUCGAUCCCGAAGUUCUACAUAUUCAUAUAGAUCCAGGAGCUACUCCAGGAGCCGAAGCCGGGGCUGGUACAGCAGAGAUCGCUCCAGAAGCCGGAGUAGUUCCUACCACAGUUACAAGAGUCGUAGUCGGAGCUAUAGCAGGAGUCGAUCCAGGAGCAGUUCCUAUGGUCACCACAGUCGAUCCAGCAGGUCCUACAGCUAUGACAGUUACUACAGCAGGAGUCGGAGCAGGAGCAAGAGGAGCGACAGCUACCGGAGAUCUCGGAGUUACGACCGGAGAUCCAGGUCCUACGGCUCCGACAGCGACAGCGAUCGCAGCUACUCUAACAACAGGAGCCCCAGUGAGAGCAGCAGAUACAGCUGAGAAUGUUCCUUUGAGGAUGGAAACUGUAUUCCAGAAUUUUUUCAGUGUUAUAUUCAAAAAAACUGUUCUGACAGUGUCACAAGUGAAGGUUGUUUGCUGAUUUCGCUGAAACUUUCCCGUUUAACAGUGAACUCAACUCUCUUGCCUACAGAGAGAAGGACUGAGCUCAACAGCUGAUAUUAUUUUUUAUUUUUUUUAUGACAAAUGCAACUUUUACAGAAUAAUAAUAAAAAAAACCCAGUUGGAUUUCCUUGAAUCAGCUUUUCCAAGCCAUGAAUAACACUUAGGUGAAUUGCUGGCACCACUUUUUGGGUGCAGCAGUCAGGACUGUCUUCAAGUCUGUUUAUAAACACCUUAGAAAAGAUAUGUUAGCAACUAUUAAACUGUGAAGUCAAUUUCUUAUAAAGGCUGCCAUUUCUAGUUGAUGAAAAUGCUUUUUUACUGCUGGAAGCUGUUUCCAUGCUGUCUUGAUUGUUGAUUAUUGCAUUCUAUACAGGAUAUAGGCGAGGAAAAACAAAGCCUGCCACUCUGUCUUAAUCCCUCCUGAACUGUGAUGUUCCGGAAUUCUGCUGGAAAAGGUGAGAUGAUGCACAGUGGGAAUUGUCAAACUGACAAGCAGUGAGCAAAAGUGUGAUGAAUGAGUUUGGAGCUGAAUAUCCAACUUGUCUAAACUUUUUAUGUUUAAAAGAUGAAUUUUGUGAUAAACAGCAAUGUCCUUCAGAGACUAAAGAAGUGUUUCUGAACACUUCCUGACUUUGAUUUCAGUUCCUAUUUCAGUGCUUGGCAUCCUCCAGCACAUUUGGAACGUUGUAAACCAUGAGUGUGUCAUGAGUUUAUCCAAAGCACUCUUUAAAAGCUGACAUGAUGGUAAGUUUUUGAGAAAACCAGCCAGAAAGGUUCCUUUAUAAAACGUCUGUAGCUGUAUCCCACUCACCAUAGGGAAUACCAGAUACUGAUACUGCAGAUACUGAACUAUAUCUUGUUAAAGUAGGACUACAGAAAUACUGGGAUGCCUCCUGAAAAGCAUGGACAAUACUUUCCAAGUAAAGUUUAAUACCAAAAACGACUCUUAUGUUACAGGUAAAUGGUUUGCAAAAAAAUAAAUAGAUUCAAGCUGAAGACCAUUGAGUAAUUCUUGCGAUAUUCUGAUUGAGUUGAUUUAAAAUAAUUUGUAAAGUUUUUUUGGGGGGGUUUAGAAAGUUGGGUACUGAGGACCAGAAUUUUUAAUGGCAUAAUAUAACCUGGAACUUGGGGUCUGUAGAGACAAAACAAAUGAGGUUUGAUUAGAGCUAACGAGCACUGUUGUACCAUAACAGUUUCCAUUACUGAUUUUCUGUAAUAUCUGGAGAUGCUUUCAUUUUCUCGUUUUCAAAUGUUGGAAAUUAUUUUUCUUAAUCUCAUCAGGAUCCAGUAGCUUUGAAAUUUAAAAGUGGUAAUUUCUUGCUUAGGCAUCAAUUCGUUCUCUCUUUGAUUGAAUUAAGCUCUCCCAAGUUAGAUGAUUUUUUGGUACACUUGUGAAACAUGGAAAGCAAGUUCAAAGGGAGAUGGUGAUGAUUCCUCCAUUUCUGUCCACCCACAGCACGUUCCUGAAACUGAAUUGGCCGUGGAGUUUUUCCACUUUUCUAGCAGUACCCAAAACUCUCCUCUUACCCCUUUCCUACACUUAGAGUUUAGUGACAAAGUGUGUGCACGCAACCUUCCUGCCCUUUUGUAAACUUCUGAUGCUUUUUAGGAUUAAAUACAUUUAAUACCCAAGUCAGGAGACACUUACAGACAUAUUUCUAACAGCAGCAGCCAUCUCAGAGUCCUGAACAAAUAUUUCAGUGGUACUUGUUGUAGUUUCAUCAUUUUCAGUACAGUUGUAACUUGUUUUUCCCUUACUAAGAAAAUAGAACUAGAGAGUUCAUGGUGUAACAAAAUCUACAAUUAUAGCCAUUAUAUUCUAUACUUAUUAGUGAAAAUAUUGCUCCAGAAUCAGAUUUUUAUUGUGGUUUCAGAUGUGGUUUGACUCUUUAAGGCCAGGAAAAGGUAAUAGAAAGAUGGUCAAAUUAAUUAACUGUAGUUAUCAAAAAUUACUGCACUGUCACUAAAGUCUUUCAUAUCUUUAGUCAAAGGUUUAUAAAGAAAUUCCAUCACGUAGAGAAUGGUUGGGAAGGGGUUGAGGGAAGGGUUGGGGGUAUUUUUACUUAGUGAAUUCUGUUAAAUUGUGCUUCAGAUAGAAAAUGUCCCCCUGAGCUGGUUUUCUAACGCUGCUCUAUGUUUUUGCAAUUUUGUUAUUCCAAAGUAGUUGCUGUUUGUAAAAUAAACUUUUGUACAUAUCUGCAAA
This is a messenger RNA of Corvus hawaiiensis (hawaiian crow), 8088 nucleotides long. It is a transcript of the gene NKTR, whose product is annotated as natural killer cell triggering receptor. The transcript has 11 exons. The record is from RefSeq and is a predicted model, not a curated record. Gene Ontology annotation, biological process: protein peptidyl-prolyl isomerization; protein folding. The coding region runs from base 1563 to 5762 and encodes 1399 amino acids. Lineage: Eukaryota; Metazoa; Chordata; Aves; Passeriformes; Corvidae. Gene Ontology annotation, cellular component: nucleus. Gene Ontology annotation, molecular function: peptidyl-prolyl cis-trans isomerase activity.